CAACGGAUGGCGGAUAGCAAAAGUGCGGGCUCGGAGGUAUUGCACACUGACACCAAUGGUUACAGCAAGAAAUCAUCACUCAGUCUUCAAGAAGCUUUUCUCAAUUUUCGUAAGCGACGUAUGAAAGAAUUACGGAAUUCACUGAAAGCAGCUGAACGAGAGAAAGCUCUUGUUGAUGAGUCAUGUAUUGCCAUUCUGAGACAGAAAUUUGUUGAUCAAGCAAAGCAAUACCUCGGUGUACCGUAUGCCAAGAGAUACCAUGAACCAGGCUCUCCACAUUAUGAUUCACCAUUGUUUCUUGACUGCUGUGGGUUGGUGAGGAGAGUUGUCAGGGAUUUAAAAGAAGAUUUAGGGUUUGACAUUGGAAGAUGGAAUCAAUCAUAUCAAUUUGACACUUUACCAAUUAAACUUGAUCGUGUUGAAGCUAUGAAGCCUGGAGAUUUGGUUUUUGUUUCAGCCAUCUAUUACAACGAGAAAAAGAAAAAGCAACAUCACAACAUGGUUCAUGUAGAAAUCUGGUUGGGAGAAGGAGAGAAAACAAUUGGAGCUCGUUGGCAGAGACAGCAUGUACAGAUCCACGACUCAUACCAGUACGUCUCUAAAUCAUAUCAUAGCAUGCGGUAUCACUUUCGUUCUAUUGAAACGUGGUUGAAAGGAAUUUGUCGGAGUUACUGCUCCGAGCAUUCUUGGGCAUCUUCUACUCACUUUAUUCCAGGAUCUCGUUCGAUAUUUUCUCUUGAUUGUUUUGAGGAAGAUGAAGAUGCAGAAGACAGUGAAAGUGAAGACAAACCAGGAGGAAGUGGUGGAGAAAAACCAAUUGAGCUUACUGAAACUGAUGGUGAUUUGUGCUUACGUGACAAGACUGUAAAGAAAGGAGCAACACCAACAACAUCAGCCCGUCAGCCAAGAUCUCCGAUUAGACGAAUGUCAAGGAAACGACCGUCUACCAAACCAUCAGCUCCUACAUUUUACAUUGGAGGAGGAAAUGGCGUAUCUUUAGUGGAAGGUGCAUUAUUGGGCAUGGGAUGGAAACGAACAGAUGAUCGUUUCAGCACCGAUUUUACACUGAAAUGGGUGGAGCUCAAGAGACAAAUUAACUACAGAGAAUUUAAAGAAGGGCAGCAGUUGGUCAAUCACAUUUCAAACAUAAAUAUGCUGACAACAAAGAUAGGACUAUUAGACAGCUUGCGAGAUUACUGUCAGUUAAAAGGAAGAAGAGCAAGACCUUCUCUUACUUUAUCUGAAUUUGUUCCUGAGACAUACAAACUAGACCUGAAGAGUGAAAGAGAAGUUUUUUAUGGGACUUUUAAAGAUGGUGAUGUUUGGAUUUGUAAGCCAACAGGGUCAAACCAGGGCAAAGGGAUUUUCUUGGUAAAAAAUCUAGACAAGUUUCGUUUGGACGUUGAGGCUGGAGUGGAAGCAACUCUUAAUGGACGACGGUCACGUCUUUCUUCAAGAAUAGUGCAAAGGUAUAUUCAGUCACCUUUAUUGCUAUGUGGGAGAAAGUUUGACAUUCGAGCAUAUCUUCUUAUUGCUCACACAACUCCAUAUGUUGUCUUUUAUCAUCAUGGAUAUGUCCGUCUUUCACUGCAGCAAUACAGUGUUACGAGUUCAGAGUUAGCUGCUCAUCUUACAAAUCAGUAUGUGCAAAAGAGAGAUCCUCUGUAUAGCGACAUGAAAGAAGAUACAGUAUGGACAUUUGAGCAACUGCAGAAGUAUUUGAAUGCUAACUUGGCAACAGCGAAGAAUCUUCCAAGUGACUGGGUUUUCACACAGUUUACAAAACAAAUGCAGCACAUUAUGUUGUCUUGUUUUCAUUCUGUGAAGCACAAGCUAGAGUGUCGUCUUGGAUUUUUUGAGCUCUUGGGAUUUGACUUCAUGAUUGACAGUGAGAUGAAAGUUUGGCUUAUUGAAGUGAACAUUAAUCCUGCUCUUCACACUAACUGUAAUGGUCUCAAGCAAGUCAUUCCUCCUCUCGUCACUGAAACAUUACAUGUUGUUGUUGAAUUGUUUGAGAAAUCUCGUCAUCGCCAGCCUCUUUUUCCUAUAUCUUCAUACUCCAACUUGCAGUUGCUGCAUCAGGAGACAGGCUUGAAAUGUACUCCAUCAGUUAUGUCAACAUUACAUCAUCACGUGGUACCAGAGACUGCUGGUGGUGAUGCUCGGUGUCACUCUGAUGAAACUGUACAAAUUGAAUCUCAGUUGGUGGCAUAAUUCCAUUUUGCCAGGUGCAUGGACAUGUUGUAAUAUAUUUGUCUUCAUGUUCAGACAAUUGUUUGCUUGAUCUUAUUUUUAUUUAAUAGAACAGCAUUUUUGUAAGCAAGUCAUGAUAUUACGUGACAAAGAUGUACACGCAGAGCUGAGGCAUAGUAGAUUCUGAGAUGCACAA
Molecule: messenger RNA, 2389 nt
Organism: Corticium candelabrum
Lineage: Eukaryota; Metazoa; Porifera; Homoscleromorpha; Homosclerophorida; Plakinidae
Product: protein polyglycylase TTLL10-like
Exons: 17
Coding region: 7-2214 (735 amino acids)
Biological process (GO): protein modification process
Source: RefSeq, a predicted model, not a curated record